Messenger RNA from Gambusia affinis (western mosquitofish), 865 nucleotides. RefSeq names its product sterile alpha motif domain-containing protein 15-like. Lineage: Eukaryota; Metazoa; Chordata; Actinopteri; Cyprinodontiformes; Poeciliidae. The transcript is spliced from 3 exons. Bases 213 to 851 code for a protein of 212 amino acids. Gene Ontology annotation, molecular function: protein binding. The record is from RefSeq and is a predicted model, not a curated record.
CAAGCUAAAGUUUGUUGAUUUGUAUGCGAUUUCCUGGAAUUUAGGAUUUAUAUUUUAGUUUUACUUAGUUUAAAUAUUAGCUUGAUCAAAUUUCUUAAAGUCUCCGAAUCCGAUUUUUUUGUAAAUAUAUUAAUAUUUGCCAUUGCUGCCGCAAAUACUAUCUCAACAUUCACGUAUCCAACCGUUUCCAUAGCAACAUUUUCAGAGGAGAUAUGGAGUUCCUGCAGUGGGACACUGAAGAUGUUGCAAAGUGGGUUGAGUCUAUAGGAUUUUCGAAAUACAAAGCUUGUUUCACCGAGAAUUUCAUCACCGGAAGGAAGCUCAUUCAUGUCAACUGUAACAACUUGCCAAAACUUGGAGUCACGGAUUUCAGAGACAUGCUGGUCAUCUCCGCUAGCGUACGCCUGCUGCUGGGGAUCACAGAGACCCCGUGGGACAACAGCAUCGCUGACCCCCGGCGGGACACCAUGGCCCUGUUCUUGGAAGUAAAGAGCCGCACGGGACGAUGGACCGACUCCCUCACCUACCAUCACUUCCUGUACUACUUGGAAGACCCGGACGCUGAGCCGGAGGACGAGGAGGACGAGGAGGACGAGGAUGACGAGGACGACGAGGAAGAGGACGACGAGAACGAGGAUGACAAGAACGAAGACGACAAGAACGAAGACGACAAGAAUGAGUUCGACAAGAACGAGUUCGACAAGAACGAAGACGACAAGAACGAGUUCGACAAGAACGAGUUCGACAAGAACGAAGACGACAAGAACGAGUUCGACAAGAACGAGUUCGACAAGAACGAGGACGACAACGAUGAGAAUGAGAGCGAGGAUGAAGAGCAAAAAUAUAUAUAAAUAUAUAUAAACAA